GCAGUCUCUACCACCACAAGAUCCCACUGCAGUCCCCAACAUCUUCCCUUUGCCUCCAAACAUAUGCUGGAACCAUGUGUCCCCUAUCACUGUGCACUGCCCCAGCUCCACUGCAGUCCCUAACUGCCAUGGGGUGGCCCCCUAACUGAGGGGGUGGGAGAACCAGGGACAGUUUGGCCACUUGCCCAAGGUCACUUCCUCCCUCUGCAGUUAUGGGGCCCAUGGCUGCCAUUGGCCCCAGAUGCCACCAUCCACUGGGGCAGCCCUGUGCCUCUGUUUCUCUGUCUUGCCAUGCCCUGAGCCCACAGGGAGAUGUCCCUAACAUGCACCAGAUGUUGCUGUACCUGGGAAUGCAGACCCUCCAUGCCCCCUAACUUGGGCACGAGACAGCAGCACCCUUGCUGCAAUGGCAAAUUGGUACUCUGGGCUGUUGGGCAAGCCCACCUCUAAAGGGGCACAAUCACUUUCCUGGCCAUUCCAUGAAGGUCCUGUGCCCCAAGGAGUAGCAGGGUUGUGGGGUAGGAUGGCAGUGCUUGGGGAUGGGGUGGCAGGGAACAGGCAGCAUUGGAAAGGGAUCAUGAUAGGAGGUGGCUGAGGGCCACCCUAAAGGGCGAUGGCAUCUGUGGCUAAUAGCUGGCACUGGCCACUGCAAGGCUCUGUGAACAUGGGAGAAAGUGGCUUUGAGGCAAGCAGCCUAACUGUCCCUGACCCCCUUGUGUACCUCCAGGCCACCCUUUGGCAGUCGGUGGCUUUGGGUCGGUGUUGGGGUGGUGCAAGGCUGCAGGGGACAUGUGGCUCCAGCACCCCUGUAAGGGCCAAGGCAGGCAGAAGCUCCCAGCCCCAAGGUGAGGAGCAGGGACAGGAACAGGGAUGGCAGGGGAGACACAGGCGCUGUGCUGCUGGGUUGGGGUGUGGGGCUGGAACAGGGGAAAGACAACCCUGAAUCUGGCACAUGCAGCUCUGUGAUGCACUGGGAUGUGGUGGGAGGUACAUGGUGGAAUGGGUGGCACAGAACCAGGUGUGGCCCUAGGAGUGGCAAGAGGUUGCAGAGCAUGAGGGACAUAGGGGUGGAUGAGGGCUGGGGAUGGGAGCAGAGACAUGGGGAAUGGGUGGCACCGGGGAUGAUGGGGGUCAGGGACUCAGGGGUGAUGGGGCUGAGGGCUGGGGAUGAGGGGUAGGGCUGGUACUGGGGGCAGCAGAGGAGACAAAGGACAUGGGGUAGCAUGGGAGACCAGGUGCCAUGAGGAGCAUCAGGGCCGGCCAAGGGCUCUCCUGAGGUGAUCCCAGGGACCACAGGUCCAUGGGGCAAGAUGUCCUCCAGCCCUGCCAUGUCCCCACAGCUCUCCACCAUGCAGUCUGGCCUGCUCCUUGUCCUGACCCUACUGGGCAUGGCCUCUGCCCUGCCCCCUGGCACACUGGAGGUACCUGCAGGCAGAGAGGAGGGCAGCAGGAGGUGCUUCAUGGUGGUGAAGGCAUUGUGCACCUACAAGGGUGCCCAGGUGAGAGGGAUGGGGAGGUCAGCGGGAUGUCAGUGCCAGGCAUCAACCUGUGUCCCUCAGAGCUACUGCCAGGACAUAUACAAGGGACAGCUGCCCUCGGUGCACAGCACAGCCACUAACAAACAGCUGAGGAAGCUGGCAGCCACCUACACCUACUGUAACCUCUGGAUCAGGGGUGUCACCCGUUGCAAGGGUGGGUCAUGGAAGACAUCCUGGGAGGACCUGAGCCCCUGGAACUAUGCAAAGUGGGCCAGCAGGCAGCCCUGCCGAUGGUUCAGAACCUGCACCGUGUUCAACCCCAAAGAUGGGCUCUGGAGAAGUAGAGCCUGCUUCCUGCUGCACCCCUUCCUCUGUCAGUACUGACAGUGCCCGGAAGCCCUGCCAUGGCUCCCCAGUGUCCAGGGACCCGCAGUGGCCCAUGUCACUGUCCCAAUAAAGUGCCCCAUGAACUGCCUUGAGGCCACAUGUCCAUGUGUUUUAG
Messenger RNA from Phasianus colchicus (ring-necked pheasant), 1980 nucleotides. RefSeq names its product proteoglycan 2, pro eosinophil major basic protein (gene PRG2). Lineage: Eukaryota; Metazoa; Chordata; Aves; Galliformes; Phasianidae. Gene Ontology annotation, biological process: immune response. The record is from RefSeq and is a predicted model, not a curated record.